This is a messenger RNA of Pangasianodon hypophthalmus (striped catfish), 2451 nucleotides long. It is a transcript of the gene mapre3b, whose product is annotated as microtubule-associated protein, RP/EB family, member 3b. NCBI's taxonomy places the organism in Eukaryota, Metazoa, Chordata, Actinopteri, Siluriformes, Pangasiidae. Gene Ontology annotation, cellular component: microtubule organizing center; microtubule plus-end; spindle midzone. Gene Ontology annotation, biological process: regulation of microtubule polymerization or depolymerization; spindle assembly; protein localization to microtubule plus-end. The transcript has 7 exons. Bases 303 to 1091 code for a protein of 262 amino acids. The record is from RefSeq and is a predicted model, not a curated record. Gene Ontology annotation, molecular function: microtubule plus-end binding.
UGUCAAGAAUUUAAUGAACUAGUUUGUCCAACUCUGGAAAGGUUUUGGAAGAAAAUAUCAUAAUGUUUUUCCUGAUAUUCAGGUAGCGCAUUCAUUUAGUCUUUCAUCAUCACCUGAGGACUGUAAGAGCUUGGAUUUCAACUAUUUCAGGAAAAUCUUUUCAUGAUAUAUUUGGCCACACCAAGUGUUACGGUUCAGUGUCUAUUUAAGCUUUUAUCAUUAUAUUACUGGGAUGUAAAAUACAGCUGGGUUAAGGACAGUCCACCAUCCAAAAACUGCACAGGAACAGUCUACACUGGGGAAUGGCGGUGAAUGUGUACUCCACAUCUAUGACCGUUGAGAACCUGAGCAGACAUGACAUGCUCGCUUGGGUCAACGAUUCUCUGCAGCUCAGCUACACUAAAAUAGAGCAGCUCUGCUCAGGUGCAGCAUAUUGCCAGUUUAUGGACAUGCUGUUCCCCGGGUGUAUUCUUCUGAAGAAAGUGAAGUUCCAGGCCAAACUGGAGCAUGAGUACAUCCACAACUUCAAAGUGCUCCAAGCAGCCUUCAAGAGAAUGAAUGUAGACAAGAUCAUCCCAGUUGAAAAGCUGGUGAAAGGAAGGUUCCAGGAUAACUUCGAGUUUGUUCAGUGGUUUAAGAAAUUCUUCGACGCAAACUACGACGGGAAAGAGUACGACCCUCAAGCAGCACGACAAGGCCAGGACGUCACGCCUACACCCAACCCAGGCCCCCAGAGGACAUCACCUACAGUACCCAAAAACAUGCCAACACCCCAGCGGCCGAUCAGCUCUGCCCCAACAAAUGUAAAACGAAGCGCACCUGUGUUACGGAACGGAGGAAGCGAGGCAGAACUUAUGGAACUCAACCAGCAGCUGAUGGACCUGAAGGUGACAGUAGAUGGCCUGGAGAAGGAGAGAGACUUUUACUUUGGCAAACUGCGUGAUAUCGAGCUCAUCUGCCAGGAGCAUGAGAGUGAAAACAACCCAGUUCUUGCAAAGAUUGUCGACAUCCUCUAUGCUACUGAGGAUGGUUUUGCUCCUCCAGAGGAUGAUAAAAUUGAUGAACACCCACAAGACCAGGACGAGUACUAAACUCUACAAACGUAUGCAUCCGUACAUCCUUUAACUUUGUUCUCCCACUCCACUUCUUAUCCGUCUGUUCCUUCUCUGCCCUCAUUCAUUCUUCACUCUGACCUUCAUUUUAUCUUUUGAUGAGCUUGAUUUCUUUCUUUUUUAUUUACUCACUCUGAGUACUACUCUUUUUGGCCCGUUCCUUUCUAAAGAACCAGCAGCUGAUUUACAUCACCGCCUUUAACAUGUGGUUGUGGUGUAUUGAUGGAGUGGCUAACAUAGUUUUUGCGAAUGUCAUUGGUUUUAAAUACCAUUUGUUCUUAAUGGUAGAGUUAAAUUUUCAUCCUCGCUAUACCAUUGGCCAUGCAUUUACUUUUGAGUCUAAAAUGAUAUUCACUAAUGGUAACACUAAUGCCAUGACUUAUUAACAUGUACACCAAAACAUUUAUUAUAACAUGUCUGAAACCUUUAAGUCAGAAUGCUAGGAGAACAUAAGAAUUUCUUAUUUGCAUAUUGUGUACUAAUGCAAACAGUUUUAAUAGACAGCAGAAUAUAAACCAAACCACAGCUUCAUCAGACUAUGAAAUAGAUGUAUAAAGUGCAAGCACAUGCACACACACAACAUAACCUUCCUCUGCACUACUACUGUAUCUGGCUGUUGUAAAGCAUUUCAUAAAUAUCUGCUGAGAUUUUUUUAAAAGCCUGCUUCAUCUGAUAGCAAAAUGUCCACAUGGUUUGCAUUUUGCUUUUGUGAUUUAAAUUCUUUUGGCUUUUUGGGAAGGUGUUUCUACUAUAUAGGAACUAAUUUAAGUGUUUUUAAAAAAGAAUAACUAGUGAUCAGAGAGACCCUGUGAAUUUUACAGUUGUGUGAACAAACCUGGAUUCCAGCUGCAUUUCUUCUCAUGCCUUCCCGAAAGAAAUGGGUUUAGCAUUGCAACAUGUGAGCGCUCACACUACUAAAGCAAGAUGAGUGCAUAUAGGAUUAAAACAGGAUGCGGAUAAAUCCAAAUAAAUGUAUCUUGGUAGCCUGGAAAAAUCAAAGCUAUGUUCUCUCUGAUUAUUGAGAUAGAAUUUAGUGUGUGCACUUUGCAGCUGUAAGAAUUUGAGAUAUAUUUAUUUAUUAAAGAUGACUAUAAAAUGAGAUGCUAAAAUAGUUCAUAACAACUUGAGUUUCAUUUUUAAAACAAUUAAUAUUAGAGUAAAAACAUGCUGAGUUUUUAGCUACUAUGUCAGUGUUGUGUUUUAUUUUUCAUGUUUCACAUGCAUUAAUGCCAUAAAGGUUGAUUUUGAUUGACAGGAUCUGUCUGUAACUCAUUAAUUUUGUCCCUCGUUUAUUUGGAGUUUUACUAUGUAAAAUAAAGUGUAUUCUGGCAAUGAAAAA